Messenger RNA from Durotheca rogersii, 706 nucleotides. RefSeq lists its product as uncharacterized. Bases 239 to 499 code for a protein of 86 amino acids. Lineage: Eukaryota; Fungi; Ascomycota; Sordariomycetes; Xylariales; Xylariaceae. The record is from RefSeq and is a predicted model, not a curated record. The transcript has a single exon.
GUCUCAGGUAAGCUUCCUUUACCAUCAUGGUCAGAUUCUACGGAUACAGCGCCUACGUUCAUACAUAGUAGUCGUGAAUUGGGUUUCAUUUCGGCCCAAGUGCCUGAUCAUGCGGAAGGCCAGGUUGGGUAAAGGAGACCAAAAAAAAAAAAAAUCGCUAGAGGUAGGAUUCCUGCUUGUUGGCUUGGAUAGUACCGUAUCAGACCUAGCUAAAGCGAAAUCCCUAACAUACACGGAGAUGUCGAUUCCUAAAAUGGGAUAUACGUGGUUUUUCGUAAGAAUAAAGAUAGUGCUAUUACCACUUGGUCUGCUUAGCCUUAGAGGUAUAGAUACCUACGUCCUCCCCCGACUGCCUGCUCCUAGCAAGCUUGGCUGCCCUAACGCCUGCUACGUAGUAGCUUGGUAUUCCACGUGCGAGGAAAAGAAUCCCGUCUCGACCAGAUCGUGGUCUGACCCUUUUAUCCAGAUGGGCGGAUGCAACGGAUGUCAAAACAAAUGAGGAGACGAAGGCUCCGGAAUAAGAAGGAGGCAGAGCGGUUUAUACGUCUGGUCCCCCCAACCAGACAGAUCGUUGAUUGAUAACGGGCGUUGCACCGUUCGGCCUACAGACAUGCUCAACGUGCUCUGCUUGCUUGCUUGCUAGAUAACGUGACUGUAACCUGUCCCAUCUAGUUUGCCCUUAUUGUACCACAAUCUAGGAAGUCCC